Molecule: messenger RNA, 1095 nt
Organism: Neoarius graeffei (lesser salmon catfish)
Lineage: Eukaryota; Metazoa; Chordata; Actinopteri; Siluriformes; Ariidae
Exons: 5
Coding region: 64-738 (224 amino acids)
Biological process (GO): regulation of apoptotic process
Source: RefSeq, a predicted model, not a curated record
UGCAGGAUGAAUUUGAGCUGAAGUGUUGAAGAAGAAGAGCUCAGUGUCUGUGGCUUCUGUUUGAUGGACGUCGUCGCAUCGAAAAGCAGCAUGAAAGUCAUUUCACCCGAUAAGGUACUUAAGCGUGAGCUGAGCGCUCUGAGCAAGUGCAUGCCCUCCUGGAUGGUGCAGCAGAUUUCUGAUUGCCUGUGCCGCUCACGUGCACUCACCGACUAUGAGGUGCAGGUGAUCCGGGCUGGGGCCACAGACAUGCACCAAGCUUUGCAUCUUCUGCAAACGCUCCUGCACAAGGGCCACACACAGUGUCUGCUCUUCUUCCAGUGCCUGAAUGCAUGCAGCCCCUCACUCUUUCACACCAUCACCAGAGGCUCAGUGAAAGUAACUGAUGAGGCUCACCAUCAUGUCGAAAAGUCAUACUUUUCAGAGGCAACUGGAACUGUUCCCCCAUGUAUCAUAAACAUUAACAAUUCCUCAAUGACCAGCUGUAUCAUUGGAAAUAACAACAGCUUGUGCUGUCUACGCUCUCAGACUGGUCUCAUUAACGAUGCAGUAGAGCAUACGCAGAGGAGUCAGCAUAGAGAAACAUCAGGUUCCAAAGAGGCUCAUAAUGUUCAGGUGGAGAGCUCCAAUGUAGAGUACGUCAUCAUAGGAGACAAGAACUAUAUGAACGUUGAGAGCAGUCUGGACUCCGUACAUCAGGAAGAAACGGAUAGUGUGCCGGAGGAUUUGGAGGGGUAAACAGGCUGAGAUGGCGAAGAAGGGGAACAUGGACUGUAUAUGUAGAUAUAUAUAAUAUAUAAUCUCAUGAAAAAACAUGUUGCCAAGAAACUCAGGUGAUGCUUUACACAAGCACUCGGUGUAAAACCAGUUGUGCUUAAAAAGUAUACACAUUUGUGUGACUGAUAAUCCUCAGUUCUCUAAGGUGUAGAACAGUGUAAAUGCUGCUGUUUCAUAACUGUAAUAAUAGAGAUUAUAUCCGUAUGUUAGUAUUUUUCAGUACAGGUUUUUUGUUACAAACCGAUAUAUAUUUGGUAUAUUUUGAUAAGCUAUGUGUUACUGCUGUGUUACUGCUUUUUGUGUUUUUUUAUGCUUUAC